ACUAUAUCCGAUACCCGGACCAAAUCCUGACUCGAAAAUAUUGCGGAAAGAAGCAUGCAGCAGCAGCAGCUUCAUGCCCGCCUUAUGAAGUGUCUCUCCUGUUCUCACUCUCACCUCCCACUACCACCACCACGGCCACCGCCGUUCUAUUCCCUUCAGCGUUUUGCUUCUUCUCAACCCAAAGGACAAUGGCAGGGAACAGAAACCAAAAUGGAGCUAUGUGUUGCAAAGGUUAUUCUAAAGAAGGGUAAGACACAACUAUUCAAGGAUGGAAGCCCAAUGGUUUACAGUGGAGCAAUUGAUAGAAUAAUUGGUAGACCACCACCUAAGACUGGAGAUAUUGUGUUGGUAGCAGAUGGGACAGAGAAACCUAUUGGAUGGGGUUUGUAUAAUUCGGUUUCCAUGUUCUGUGUUCGGCUCAUGCAACUAGAAGAGGAAGCAACAAGAGAUCCUUUUUGUGCACUUGACAUGGAGAAACUUCUUGAAACAAGAAUCAAUGCAGCUGUAGAGUUACGUCGUGGAUUAGGGCUUCCUUCAGCAACUACGGAUGCAUAUCGUCUUGUCAAUAGUGAAGGAGACAGAUUGUCAGGAUUAAUUGUCGAUGUCUUUGGAGAUUUAGCAGUGGUAGCAUCAUCUGCUGCUUGGGUUGAGACAUACAAAUCAAAAGUUAAAGCAUGCAUCAGUAGCAUUGAUGAGAUUAAUCAUAUACAUUGGAGACCUUCUGUUGAAAUUUUAAAAGAAGAAGGAAUGGAUGCAGCAGAUCUGAAAGAAUUGCAUCCAUCCACUUGUCCCCAGAGAACUAAGGUUAUAGAAAAUGGAAUUUCUUAUGCAAUCUCAUUGGAGGGUCAAAAGACAGGAUUUUAUGCUGAUCAGCGGGAAAAUCGAAUGUUCUUGUCAACGAUUUCCCAUGGUCAGAGAGUUCUAGAUGUUUGCUGCUAUAGUGGUGGUUUUGCCCUAAAUGCUGCAAAAGGAGGUGCUAUGAGUAUUACCGGUGUUGAUACAUCAUUGCCUGCACUAGAGCUAGCCAGAGAAAAUAUUGCUCUCAACAAUCUGGACCCUGAAAAGACAUUUUUUUUGAGAGAAGAUGCAACUGUAUUUAUGAAGGGUGCUCUUUCUAGAAAUGACUCAUGGGAUAUAGUUAUUCUUGAUCCUCCAAAACUUGCACCAAGAAGAAAGGUUCUCCAAAGUGCUUCAGGCAUGUAUAGAAACUUAAACUCACUAGCAAUGAAAAUAACUAGAAGAGGUGGCCUUCUCAUGAGCUGUUCUUGUUCGGGAGCAAUGACUCAAAGUGGGACGUUCUUGCGCACUCUUCAGGGCGCCGCCUCGAUGGCCGAGAGAAAAAUCACAGUCCUAAGGCAGAGCGGAGCCGGCUGUGAUCAUCCCAUUGACCCAUCCUACCCAGAGGGUGCAUACCUUUCGAAUAUCCUGCUUCGAGUACUUUGACAUUUCAUUCUUUCAAAAGCAUUGCGUCAUGAUGAUGAUGAUCAUGGUGGUGAUGAUUUUGUGCUGUUUGUUAAUUAAAAAUUCUAUUACUGUGUAUUGAGAUGUUGCUGAAAUUAUACAUAGAAUUUACUGAUAGAAGCUAGCUAUCCCAGGCUUCAAAUUAGAAUGUUUUACUAUAUGAAUUAGUCAUUUCAGUACACACAUGCACACUAGUAUUUAAUUCGAGUCCGUUAAAA
Messenger RNA from Gossypium arboreum, 1679 nucleotides. RefSeq lists its product as uncharacterized. Gene Ontology annotation, molecular function: RNA binding; methyltransferase activity. The transcript is spliced from 9 exons. Lineage: Eukaryota; Viridiplantae; Streptophyta; Magnoliopsida; Malvales; Malvaceae. The record is from RefSeq and is a predicted model, not a curated record. The coding region runs from base 55 to 1443 and encodes 462 amino acids.